GCGACCCUCCCGGACAAGCGAGCUGACUUUAGCUGGAUGGCCGGCGCGUUAUGAGAUAUAGGAAACCGAGAAAGAACUCGAGCACCGACGCUUAAUGUGUACUUUUUUCCUCCGCCCGCCCCCCCCGACGAGAGUACGGUAGUGGUUAACGACAGCUAGCUUAACUUUAGCCCCCGUAGCUAACGUGGCACAACUUGCGCGAAUUAGCAUUAGCGUUUUUUGGCUAACCCGGGUGGCUCGCCGUAACCAGAAGGCGGCGUCAGGCUAGCUGGGCGGUUGCUACUUCGUCGCUCCUAGCUAACCGAGGUAGCGUUAGCGCCGGCCCCGCGCCGUCCCACCCGACAUAAGGAAAGCCGGGCGAGCUGGCCGGCUUUAGAGACCGGAACAUGAAAACCGACGUGCCUGACAAACUGGGAUUCGCUCCUCAGAAAGACAUCGCGUAUAACAAGCUUCUACCCUACGCGGAUCGCUUGGACGAGGAGUCCAAUGACAUCCUGGGUAAAAUUAAGGGGAACUUGGGCCGCGCAGUCCAGCUCAGGGAGAUCUGGCCGGGUGUGCUGUUCUGGACCAGGAAACUUUCCACUUACAUGCGCCUCUAUGGACGGAAGUUCAGCAAAGAAGACCAUGUCCUGUUCAUCAAGCUUCUCUACGAGCUAGUGACAAUCCCCAAACUGGAGAUCAGCAUGAUGCAGGGUCUUGCUCGCCUCCUUAUCAACCUCCUUAAGAAAAGAGCACUUCUCUCAAGGGAGGACUUGGAAUUGCCUUGGAGACCUCUAUAUGAACUGCAGGAGAGGAUUCUUUACUCUAAAACAGAGCACCUGGGCCUCAACUGGUUUCCCAACUCUGUGGAGAGUGUGUUGAAAACACUUGUAAAAAGCUGUAGACCAUAUUUUCCAGACUCUGCCACUCAGGAGAUGCUCGAGGAGUGGCGACCACUACUCUGUCCGUUUGACGUCACCAUGCAGAGAGCUAUCAGCUAUUUUGAGCUUUUUCUCCCCACUACCCUGCCCCCUGAGCUGCACCACAUUGGGUUCAAGUUGUGGUUUGAUGAAUUGAUCAACUUGUGGGUGUCGGUGCAGAAUCUCCCAGGCUGGGAAGUGCAUCUGGUUAACCUCUUCGCUCGCCUGGCCAACGAUAACAUUGGCUACAUUGACUGGGACCCUUACAUCCCUAAGAUUUUUACCAGAAUACUGAGAAGUUUGAAUCUUCCAGUGGGGACCAGUCAGAUGUUGGUCACCCGAUAUGUAACCAAUGCCUAUGACAUCAGCCAUGUGGUCCUUUGGGUGUCAUCGCUACUGGGUGGACCUAGCAAGCAAGCCCAAGCACAGCUCAGUGGCCUUUUCAACAGCAUUACAUCCUUCUUCCACCCAUCCAACCAUGGUCGAUGGUUGAUGAAACUGAUGAAGCUGUUGCAACGCCUUCCGGCCAGUGUGGUGCGACGGUUACACCGGGAGCGCUACAGAAAGCCAACGUGGCUAACGCCCAUACCGUCCAGCCACAAACUGACAGAGCAAGAUAUCACAGACUUUGUGCAGAGCAUGAUGCAGCCGGUGCUUUUGGCCAUGUUUAGCAAGACAGGGAGUUUGGACGCAGCCCACGCACUACAAAAUCUUGCUCUAAUGAGGCCCGAGUUAGUCAUUCCACCUGUGCUGGAAAAGACAUAUCCAGCUAUGGAAACUCUAACAGAGCCCCACCAGCUGACAGCCACUCUGAGCUGCAUGAUUGGAGUGGCACGGAGCCUGGUGUCAGGAGGGCAACGCUACCCUGAGGGUCCCACUCACAUGCUGCCCCUCCUCAUGAGGGCACUUCCAGGUGUCGACCCCAAUGACUUCAGCAAGUGCAUGAUAACAUUCCAAUUCAUUGCUACAUUUGUGACUCUUGUGCCUUUGGUGGACUGUUCGUUUGCCCUACAUGAGAGAACUGACCUGACAGAGGUGGAGAGAGAGAUGUGUUCUGCUUCAGCAGAGUUCGAAGACUUUGUUCUUCAAUUCAUGGACAGGUGUUUUGCCCUGAUAGACAGCAGCACACUGGAGCAGACUCGAGAGGAGACGGAGACGGAAAAGAUGACUCAUCUUGAAAGUCUGGUAGAGCUUGGCCUGUCCUCAACCUUCAGCACCAUUCUCACACAGUGCUCUUUAGAUAUCUUUAAGGUGGCUCUAGAGAAGGUUUUCAACUUUGCCACCACUAACAUCUUUGAGACACGUGUGGCUGGGAGAAUGGUUGCGGAUAUGUGCAGAGCUGCCUCCAAGUGUCACCCUGCGGAAUCACUCAAGCUUUUUGUGCCACACUGCUGCAAUGCCAUUAACCAAAUAGUUGUCAAUGAAGAAGUGUUGAAUGAAGAGGAGCUAGACAAGGAAUUGCUGUGGAAUCUCCAAUUACUGUCUGAGGUGACCCGUGUGGAUGGUGACAAGAUCCUGCCCUACCGCUCUCAGCUGGUCCAGAUCCUGCAGCUGACCCUCCAUCUUAAGUGUAAGCAGGGCUACAGUCUUGCUUGUAACCUGCUGCACCACAUCCUCCGCUCCACCGUCCUCAUCUACCCCACAGAGUACUGCAGUGUACCCGGGGGCUUUCAGCAACCCAUCACUGACCUACCCAUCAAGGAUUGGGGUCGGCCCGGCGACCUCUGGAAACUAGAUAUCCAAUGGCAUGUGCCUUGUGUGGAGGAAACCUCUUUCGCUUUUUAUGUUCUGGACCUCAUCCUGCAGCCAGAGCUCCAGCGUCUUCAGAGAUUUGCCAAAGGGGAGCAGGACAUGAGCAGAGAUGAUGUCCUGCAGAGCCUGUCCAUUGUUCAGCAUUGUCUUUUAGGAGCUGGGAGUCUGAUGCCUCCCCUGAAAGGAGAGCCAAUCCCUGAACUGGUCCACAGUAUGGUGAAUCUAGAUGAGACCACCCUCUAUACAGGAAUUGAGUAUGAUGAGUCCAGAGAGAACUACAGAGACGCCAUCUGUAGUGUGAUGAGACAGCUGCUGCAUUAUAUUUUGGAGCACUCGGAGGAUGAUACCAAGUCUCUCUUCUCCAUAAUCAAGAUUAUCAGUGACCUGUUGCACUUCAAAGGCUCUCACAAACAUGAGUUUGACUCCCGCUGGAAGAGCUUCAACCUUGUGAAGAAAUCCAUGGAGAACCGACUUCAUGGCAAAAAGAAGCACAUCAGAGCCCUGCUCAUAGACAGGGUCAUGCUGCAGCACGAGCUCCGCAAACUGACAGUGGAAGGUUGUCAGUACAGGAGCAUUCACCAGGAGCUAAUGAGAGAUCUGCUGAGGCUGUCCACAAGCACCUAUAGUCAGGUGCGCAGCAGAGCUCAAAAUGUUUUAUUCACUGCCCUGGGAACCUACAACUUCUGCUGCAGAGAUCUGAUCCCCCAUGUCCUACAGUUUCUCAAUCCAGACUCCAGGAGUGUCACACAGCAGCAAUUCAAAGGUGCCUUGUACUGUCUUCUGGGGAAUCACAGUGGAGUCUGCCUGGCCAACCUGCAUGACUGGGAGUGCAUUUCUCUUACGUGGCCUGCCGUCGUGCGCUCUGGCCUCAGCUCAGCCAUGUCCUUGGAGAAGCCCUCCAUUGUACGCCUCUUUGAUGACCUUGCAGACAAAAUCCAUCGCCAGUAUGAGACCAUUGGCAUUGACUUCUCUAUCCCUGAUGAGUGCCGUACAGUGGCAAAACGACUCAUGGUUGCUGGGAGCCCCUUCCCCAAGGAUCCUGUACCCUCUGAAGAGGAAGUAACUGACGGCCUAAGGAGGCAGGAGCUCAAGAACUCUGAUUCUGUUGAGAAAUACAAAAAGCUGGUUGGCGAUCUACUCGACUGCCUCAGCAACAGAAACAUGCCUUGGAAGUUUGAACAUAUUUCAAUUGGCUUCCUGUCACUUUUGCUGAGAGACGACCACCAGCUCCCCGCCCCAGCAGUUCUGUUCUUUGUCAAAAGCCUCAACCAUGACUCUCUCUUGGUCCGCAAGGUGGCGAUAUCAGCUGUGGCUGGAAUCAUGAAGCAACUGAAGAGACCACAUAAAAAAGUGCCAGUUACCCCUCAGGAGCUUUGUGAGUUGAAGGAGGAGAGUGGUAUGAUUGCUGGUGACCGGUCAGACAAUCAGUGGCUCCAGUACCACAGCAGCAGCCUUCCACGCACACAAAAGGACUGGGAGCACUGUGUGUUUGUGGAAAAGACCCACUGGGGAUAUUACAGCUGGCCAAGAAAGCUGAUGAUGUAUGCACCACCUGAGGAGCAGCCAAAACAGGACCUGACCAGAGAGGAAAUGACUGAGAGAGAGCAGAUCAUCUAUGACCACUUCUCAGACCCAGUCUUCGUCAGCCAGCUCAUUGAGUUUCUCUCUUUAGAGGACCGCAAAGGCAAGGACAAGUUCAGUCCCCGCAGAUUCUGUCUGUUCAAGGGACUUUUCCGCAACUAUAAUGAUGCCUUUCUGCCUGUGCUGCGGCCACACAUGGAGCGACUGGUGUCCGACACUCAUGAGAGCAAGCAGCGCUGUGUUGCUGAGAUAAUCUCAGGCCUGAUCAGAGGCUGUAAACAUUGGAGUUACGCCAAGGUUGAGCAUCUUUGGGAGCUGCUGUGUCCACUGCUCCGUACUGCUCUGUCCAACAUUACGGUAGAAACUUACGCGGAUUGGGGCACCUGCAUUGCCACGGCCUGUGAGAGCAGAGAUCCACGCAAGCUGCACUGGCUGUUUGAGAUGCUAAUGGAGUCACCAGUCAAUGGAGAGGGAGGCUCCUUUGUUGAUGCCUGUCGUCUGUAUGUACUGCAGGGAGGCCUCGCUCAACAGGAGUGGCGCGUCCCAGAGCUCCUCCACAGACUGCUGCAAUAUCUGGAGCCCAAACUGACACAGGUGUACAAAAACGUGCGCGAACGAAUUGGCAGUGUCCUCACCUACAUCUUCAUGAUUGACGUCAACCUGCCAUACACCCAGCCCACCACCUCCCCCCGGAUCUCUGAUUUCACCGAGAGAAUUCUAUUGCGGUUGAAGCCUCUGACUGAGGGUGACGAGGAGAUCCAGAACCACGUGGUGGAGGAGAAUGAGGUGGGGGAGCAGGAUGAGAGGACCCAGGCCAUCAAGCUGCUUAAAACAGUCCUCAAGUGGCUGAUUUCCAGCGCUGGACGCUCCUUCUCCACUCCUGUCCCAGAGCAGCUGCAGUUGCUCCCCCUGCUCUUCAAGAUUGCUCCAGUGGAGAACGAUGACAGUUAUGAUGAGAUGAAGAGGGAUGCCAAGACCUGCUUGUCUCUGAUGUCCCAGGGACUCCUCUACACAGAGCAGAUUCCCAUGGUCCUCAGUGCCCUGAAGGAGAUCGCUGGCAGCAGCUCCUGGCAUGCUCGCUACACAGUGCUGACGUACCUUCAGAUAAUGGUGUUUUACAACCUGUUCACCUUCAUGAGUGACCAGCGGGCAGUUGCCAAUGUCCGGGCACUAGUGAUACAACUACUGGAGGAUGAGCAGCUGGAGGUAAGAGAAAUGGCUGCCACCACCCUCAGUGGCUUCCUACAGUGCAACUUCCUGUCCAUGGAUGCUCCCAUGCAGGCGCACUUUGAAGCUCUCUGCAAGACCCGCUUGCCCAAGAAAAGGAAGAGGGAACUGGGCUCUGUUGUGGACACCAUCCCCUCUGCUGACCUGGUCCGACGCCAUGCUGGUGUGCUUGGGUUGAGUGCAUGCAUUCUGUCCAGCCCAUAUGAUGUCCCCACCUGGAUGCCGCAGCUGCUGAUGGACCUGAGUGCCCAUCUCAAUGACACCCAACCCAUUGAAAUGACCGUAAAGAAAACGCUGUCCAACUUUCGACGGACACACCAUGACAACUGGCAGGAACACAAACAGCAGUUUACAGACGACCAGUUACUGGUCCUGACUGACCUGCUGGUCUCACCCUGCUACUAUGCCUAGGCCUGGAAAAUGUGUCUUGGACAUAAGAGGCCACCUAAAGACCCCAGAUGAAGAGGAGCACACACAAAAGCCGAACAUAAAGCUGUGUAUUUAUGUAUUUAGCUGACCUUUACAUUUCUACUAUACUUAAUAUUUAAGGUGAAAUCAUAGCAGGGACGAACGCCCUGCAGUUUGUAACAAUACUGUACAG
This is a messenger RNA of Lampris incognitus (smalleye Pacific opah), 6060 nucleotides long. It is a transcript of the gene psme4a, whose product is annotated as proteasome activator subunit 4a. NCBI's taxonomy places the organism in Eukaryota, Metazoa, Chordata, Actinopteri, Lampriformes, Lampridae. The transcript is spliced from 47 exons. Gene Ontology annotation, molecular function: proteasome binding; peptidase activator activity. Gene Ontology annotation, cellular component: spermatoproteasome complex; nucleus; cytosol. Gene Ontology annotation, biological process: proteasomal ubiquitin-independent protein catabolic process. The record is from RefSeq and is a predicted model, not a curated record. The coding region runs from base 387 to 5870 and encodes 1827 amino acids.